Salvelinus sp. IW2-2015 is the source of this 7272-nucleotide messenger RNA. RefSeq names its product Ral GTPase activating protein catalytic subunit alpha 2. Lineage: Eukaryota; Metazoa; Chordata; Actinopteri; Salmoniformes; Salmonidae. Gene Ontology annotation, molecular function: GTPase activator activity. Gene Ontology annotation, cellular component: cytoplasm; nucleus. Gene Ontology annotation, biological process: regulation of small GTPase mediated signal transduction; positive regulation of GTPase activity. The record is from RefSeq and is a predicted model, not a curated record.
UCCGUGUUUACACACCAACGAAAAAGGAGGGGACUAGCAGCGCAAAGUAUGCUCGCGGAGCAAGCAUAGAGCGGUGGUGAGGAAAGUGACGGUGUCACAGCAUAGGCUCACUAUAUGGUAAAGAAGAGGUAACUUAUUCUAGGUUUCAAAAUUGCGUUUUACAGCGGAAUGUUCACUCGAAGGGGCCAUGGAGACGUCAAGAAAUCUACACAGAAAGUUCUGGACCCAAAGAAGGAUGUAUUGACCCGACUGAAGCACCUCCGGUCACUGUUAGAUAUCAUUGAGAAGAGUGAAUUGAAGACCUUCUUCGAAAGCAACUGUUCGCAGAUUUAUUUUAUCUUCUAUGAAAAUUUCAUUACACUGGAAAGUAACUUAAAGCAAAAAGGYAACAAAUCUCAGAGGGAGGAGCUGGACUCGAUCCUCUUUAUUUUUGAAAAAAUUCUGCAACUUCUACCAGAACGAAUCUACAGUCGAUGGCAGUUCCACAGUAUAGGUUCUAUUCUGAAAAAGCUUUUGCACACUGGAAACUCGUUCAAGAUCAGAUGUGAGGGAAUUCGUCUGUUCCUGCUGUGGCUGCAGGCCCUGCAGAAUAACUGUGCAGAGGAGCAGUUCCUCAUCUUCGCCUGCCUGGUGCCAGGCUUCCCUGCCGUGCCCUCCACCAGAGGACCCUGUACCCUGGAUACCAUCAUCUACAACCCUUUCUCCAACCCGCCUGAUGCCAAGGUGGUGCCUGAGGAGAUUACCCCGCUGGUGCCAGCUGUGCCAGGGGAGAAGCUGGCAGACGACCAGACCUGCUACAUCCUCCAAACCCUGCUCAAGUUUAUGGUUGUCCAGGCAUCCAGUUUAGAGUGGAAGAACAAAGACAACCAGGACACCGGCUUCAGGUUUCUCUUCAGUCUGUUCAAGAAGUACUACCUUCCUCACCUCUUCCCUUCCUUCACCAAGCUCACCAACCUUUACAAGCCGCUUUUAGACCUCCCCCACCACAGACCAAAGCCUCUGUAUGUCCCAGUGACCCGUAACAACGAGAGCACGUUCUGUACGAGAGACCAGUACCUGGCUCCCCGUGUGGCCUUCAUCACCUGGCUGGUCACCUUCUUCCUGGAGAAGAAGUAUGUCAGCACCYCCACCCCCAGCGCCAAGAARGGCACUAACGAGGUCAUCCCCAAACUCAUCCAGACUGUCACUGCAGGCAGUAGCAGUCAGGAGAAGGAUAAAGACCGUGGUGGCGAGGGGGAGCCCAACGGCCCCACAGAGCCAGAGAAGAGCCACUCUAACAGUAGCACGCUGUCUGACCGGCGCCCCAGRGACUCCAGCCUGUGCAGCAUCGACGAGGAGCACCGCAGCGUCUACGACAUGGUGCACGCCAUCCUACUCUCCACACGGGACAACAUCAACUUCGUCAACGAGGUCUUUCACCAGGCUUUCCUGUUGCCCUCCUGUGAGGCGUCAGCGACCCGGAAGGUGAUCAAGGUGUACAGGAAGUGGAUCCUGCAGGAGAAGCCAGGCUUCAUGACGGAGCCGGAGAAGAGCAGACAGGCCGAGGUGGAGGAGAACCCAGAGCAGCUGCUCAUCACUGAGACCGAUAGCACACACACACAGGCGUUGGAAAGUCAUGGUCACAAGCGCUCGUCCAGUUGGGGCAGAACAUACUCCUUCAGCAGUGCCAUCAGCCGGGGCUGUCUCACUGAGGAACAGAACAGAGAUAUCAAGGCUGGCAUCCAGCCCACCCUGCAGGUGUUCCUGACCAACUCGGCCAACGUGUUUCUGCUGGAGCCGUGCCAGGACGUGGCCAAACUACUGGACAACCAGGUGGAGGUGUGCAAAGGGGUGCUGAGCAUCUACCGCCACGUGAUCAUGGAGCACGCCAUGAACACACAGACAUGGGAGCAGAUGCUACAGGUGCUGCUGAGGAUCACUGAGUCGGUGAUGAAGAGGCCUCAGGAGAACCAAAGAAAAGACAUCUUUGCUGAGAGCCUGGCUGCCAUCCUUUUCCGGACGAUCAUCGUGGCGUGGGUACGGGCCAACCUGUGUGUGUUCAUCUCUCGGGAGCUGUGGGACGAGCUGCUGUCUGUGCUGUCGUCUCUGACAGGCUGGGAGGAGCUGGUGACCGAGUGGGCCAGCAUCAUGGAUUCUCUGACCGCGGUCCUGGCCCGCUCCGUUUACGGACUGGACAUGAGCAACCUGCCCCUGGACAAACUCAGCGAACAGAAGGAGAAGAAACAGAGGGGACGGGGGGUGAUCCAGGACUCCCAGAAGGCAGCAGCGGUGGCCAGGUCCUUCUCUUUGAGCUGGAGGAACCAGGGAGARCAGCAGGGGGUCCAGGAGCCCAUGAGGUUCCGCAGCGCUACCACCUCAGGGGCCCCCGGCGUGGAGAAGGCACGCAACAACGUACGACAGAAAGCCACAGCUAAGCGAAGCCAGUCUAUCAGCAGCUGUGUCCAUCUUUACGAGGCUCUGCCCGCUACUAAAAGCGUUCCUAUGCUGCUUCACACUGUGAGCUCUUUCUUGCCUGGUCUCUCCUCCUCUUCRGGUAACUCUUGCUCUCACAGGCUUUCAGAUGUGGAGGAGGGCCAGCUGUCUGAGUGUGGGGGAGACGGGGAGCUGGAGGCUGGAGACAGCCCUCUACCACGCAGCAGCAGCACCUCCGACAUCACACAGCAACUGACUGACACCUUCCCAGGCCACAAGAGGGAGUACUCCCCCAACAACUCCUGUGGCUCCGAUGGCAGGGCGUCGGAAGCGAGGACAGACGGCGACCCGCCAGUGAUUCUGAUCCGGAGGAGCAGCAGUCCGGCCGAGCUGGACUACUCUGUAGAGGGACACAACUAUGCAAGGCCCACGCUCCAGGAAAAAAGUGUGAGUGUGAGCAGCGAGACGUCCAACGGCUACUUGAACGACGCUGACGGCAGCCUGCUGGCCUGGCAGGCCUUUGAGGAGGAGGCAGACACUCAGUCAGCCCAGAUAGAUGUCACAGCAGACACAGGGAGCCAGAGGAACCUGCUGCUCAGCCACAAUGAGGCCCUGGCAGACAGCCGUGAGUGUCUGACUGAUGAUGUCAGCAUCAUCGCAGGCGGGAGCCUGACCGGCUGGCACGCUGACUCCGCCUUUGUGCUCUGGAGAAGGAUUCUGGGUAUCCUGGGGGACGUCAACAGCAUCCGCUGCCCCAGGAUCCACGCCAAGAUGUUCAGUUACCUCUACGACCUCUGGCACAAACUGGCUAAGAUCCGGGACAACCUGGGCAUCAGUGUGGAUAACCAGUCAUCUCCUCCCCGGCCUGUCUUCAUCCCUCCUCUCAGAAUGCUGGCCUCCUGGCUCUUCAAGGCCACCAUGCUGCCUGCAGAGUUCAAGGCGGGUAAGCUGCAGGCCUAUAAACUKAUCUGUGAGAUGAUGACCAGGAACCAGGACGUGCUGCCCAACAGUGACUUCCUGGUCCAUCUCUACCACGUCAUGCACAAGGGCUUCACCAGCGUGGACCAGGACGUUCUGAACACGGUGAUCCGUUCCUUUUCCCCGCGCUUCUUCUUCCUGGGCCUGCCUGGCUUCACCAUGCUGGUGGGAGACUUCAUCACCGCUGCAGCACGCGUCCUCAGCAACGACUCCUCCGAGGCUCCGAGGAUAGAAGCACAGACCGUCCUUGGGUCGCUGGUCUGUUUUCCCAACCUUUACCUGCAGAUUCCACUACUGCAGACCGUUCCCGGAACUGAUGACAUCGUCGUCGGGAACGAGGACAUCAAGGACUAUCUGGUCAACGUCUUACUGAAGACGGCACGGAAUGAACCCUAUGAAGCGGCCAGGUGUAUAGCUGUAUGUAGUCUGGGCCUGUGGGUAUGUGAGGAGCUGAUGCAGCAGAAUAUUCACCACCAGGUUGUGGAUGCCAUCAAUGUUCUGGGCGUAACACUAAAGUUUGGGAACAAAGCUGUGGCUCAGGUAGCCUGUGACCUGUUCCAGCUCCUCAUCUCUCACUGGGAACACCUCCAGAGGCUAGAGCGCUCUCUCCCAAAGAAAAUCAUUGAGAUCUUUGUGGCCACUAUAGCAUUUCUGUUGCCGAGCGCAGAGCACUCGACGGUGGAGGCUGACAAAAAGCUAAUGGUGUCUUUGCUGCUGUGCCUGCUGGACUGGUGCAUGGCCAUGCCCCUGACUAUGCUGCUGGAGCCCAUCACCAUGCCCGUGCUGGAGGACCCCACAUCCCACAAGGCCCCUCUGCUCGACUACAUCUACAGGGUGCUACACUGCUGUGUCUCUGGCUCCAACCUGCACACCCAGCAGAGCCACUACCUCCUGAGUCUGUCUGACCUCUCCACUGACUACGACCCCUUCCUCAUGCUGGGCCAGGUCCAGAGCUCAGAGCCCCUUCUCUCGCACACCACUGCAGACUUGGGCAGCCUGCUCACCGUGGCCGAGGAGAAGAAAAGGCGGAACGUGGAGCUGAUCCCUCUGACGGCACGGAUGAUCAUGACCCACCUUGUGAACCACCUGGGCCACCAUCCCCUCAGUGGUGGUCCCGCCCUCCUACACAGCCUGGUCAGUGAGAACCACGACAACCCCUUUGUGGAGUCKUCAGAGCUCUCCUCUGAGGUGUUCAAGAGCCCCAACCUGCAGCUGUUUGUGUUCAACGACAGCACCCUGGUGUCUUACCUUCAGGUGCCCUCAGAGCCCUCUGGUCCAGGGGAACCCCACGACAACUCCUCCCAGGUACGCAUCAUCGUCAGGGACAUCUCUGGAAAGUACUCCUGGGACGGAGGGGUUCUCUACCGCACCCAGGAGGAAGUCAAUGGGAUGCAUCAGGCGAGUGAAAACUCCUCCAACCACUCCACCACCAAGCCCACCUCGCCGGGGACUUCUGAGCGCUCCUACCCCCCAGGCUGGGACUCCCAGUCAGGCUGUGAGGAGGUGGAUGUCCUGGACCAACUCCUGGAGGAACUUGGCAACAGCAGCCCUGAGUGCCUGCCCCAGCCCCUGCUGAGGCUCAACCAGCCAGCCCCCUCUCCCUGUGGGAUGAACCUGGAGCUGGAGGGGGCCAUUGUGGAGGCCAUCCUCAGGCAGACACAGCAGGAAGAAGAGCAGGUGAAGAGGUGGAAUGCAGACGUGAGCGUCAAGGCCGCCAGCCAGAAAGAACCCACUCCACAGGAGCCCAAAGCCCCUUUCUACUUCUGCAGACUGCUACUCAACGACCUGGGCAUGAACUCAUGGGACCACAGGAAAAGCUUUCAUCUCCUGAAGAAGAACUCUAAACUCUUGAGAGAAUUGAAGAAUUUGGAUUCCAGGCAGUGCAGAGAGACGCACAAGAUCGCUGUGUUCUACAUCAGAGAGGGUCAGGAAGAUAAGUGCUCCAUCCUGUCCAACAGCGCAGGCAGCCAGGCCUACGAAGACUUUGUGUCUGGCCUGGGAUGGGAGGUUGAUCUAGCCACACACUGUGGCUUCAUGGGAGGGCUUCAGAGGAACGGCAGCACAGGACACACUGCUCCCUACUACGCUACCUCCACGGUGGAAGUCAUCUUGCAUGUGUCCACACGCAUGCCGUCCAACUCGGACGACUGCCUCACCAAAAAGCUGCGUCACCUGGGCAACGACGAGGUUCACAUAGUGUGGUCGGAGCACAGCAGGGACUACCGACGCGGCAUCAUCCCCACUGACUUUGGAGACGUGCUGAUCAUCGUGUACCCCAUGAAGAACCACACGUUCUUCAUCCAGAUCAUGAAGAAACCACAGGUCCCCUUCUUUGGGCCUCUUUUCAACGGCGCCAUCGUCACAGGAAUGUUGCUGCCCAGCCUUGUGCGUGCCACCUGCAUCAACGCCAGCAGAGCUGUCAAGUCCCGCCUGACGCUUUACCAGAGCUUCUAUGAGGAGCGGGCGCUGUACCUGGAGGCCAUCGUGCAGAACCACCGAGAGGUCAUGACCUUUGAGGACUUUGCCUCGCAGGUCUUCUCCCCUUCACCCAGCUACUACCCAAUGAGUGGGACAGGCUCUCUCAGCGGCAGCACGAGUGCUGAGCUCAGUGUUUCUUUAGGAACGGACCAGGCGGACCAGGUCUCCCCCACGAUUCCCCGUGCCACAAAGAACAGAGUUUCCGGAAAACUCCGCCGAUCAGCCAGCGCCAUAAGCAAAUCUUCCAACUGAGCACUCUCGCCCGACCCACCUCCCAAACCUCCCCCGCUUCGUCUUUACUACAGGUCCUGCUGUGAAACCUCAUACCUAACCCCUCAUGACUGCAGUUUGGGUGUGUGCGUUGUUUGUUUUAUAUCUCGUUUAAACAUAUAACUGGAGCAUAUUGCAAUUUUUUAUUUAUGUGGCAGUUAUUGAUACUUUGAUACAUUUCCAAUUGUUUUACUGUUAAACUGCAUAUUUGACCUGAAGAAGAGAUUGAAGUUUGUUCCGAUGUUGCUGCAUUUUCUGAAAGAAUCUGAUUAAUAUCACUUGUCAGUACAGCGAAUAAAUAUGGACAGGGAAUUGACUGAACAAUCAUGUCUGGUGGCUUAAAGUCCACAUAUCAUCAACAUUUCAAAAUUCCCUUUCUAUGUCACAACAAGGAUCUCUAUGGUGACAUAGAAAAGGAAUAUGAUCACCCAUAUGCAUUUUGGUAAGGGUCUUUCCACAAAAUGAGUUCCUUUUGUACCCCUUUSAUAUUUUUAAGUAGAAAUUGUGCACCAAUAUUGAAUUUUAAAAGCCUCUUAUAUUAAAUGAAGUGCUCUUUAAAAGACUCCACGUGGAGAAUUCAAUAAAUCUGUUUUUCUUUCAUGAAUAAAGACUUGCUGAAGUGCCAAAAUGCAGCGUUUUGACAUUUCCCUCUGUGACUUUUCGGAAGAUGUUAACCCACUUAACCCCCAAAUUCCUCCAAGUUUUCACCAUCAUUGUAAAGCCCUAGUUAUUUUCUUGCUUUAACAAAGUCAUUUUUGCUAUUUCAUGUGAUUAAUUUUAAGUAAGAAAAAAACAUUAACAUUUUAAGGUCAAUUCUACUAUGAUCUGAACUUUUAAUAUAGUGUACUAGUAAUCAUUUUUUCAGAAGAAACGUUGAACAUAUCAUAGUGUAAAAGCAGGUUCUUGAUGAGCUGGUUCUCUUUUUGCCCAUUUUCUGGUGUUUUGUGGUGGAGAACUGAGCGGGUCGAGCAUUACACAUUWACCCUGUUACUCAUAGAUAGACAGGCUAUAAAUGUUUUUUYUUUUAUUUCUAAAAUGGUGAAGCUGCAUUCAAUUGCCCCUCCCUGUCCCUGAACACAAGCUUCCAAUCCCUCUGUCGCAAGGGGAAUUAUGGCUGAUUUAAGAAUUAUUAUU